AUAAAGUAAACACUACUUACAUCUCCGAACGGAAAAUAUAUAAAUCUAUUAUAUAAAAAAGAGUGUAAUAAAAAAUUAGUUGCUUGAACAAAGAAAUAUGGAAUCUGCGUCGCAAUCACUUCCUGUGGAAGAAAAAAAUGAACCAGACCAAACAGUAACAGAUGACACAAAUAAUCCUAUUGUUGAUAUGACCUUUACAAAGGAAUUGCGUAAAGCAACAAAAGAUGUGCAUAGAAUAAGUGAUGUGCUUGUAAAUGCCAAAUUUGCUUUAGCUUUGUCGGAUGAUGCUGUUUGGUAUGAUGGUCUAUUGGCAUUUUACGAGAUUUACAAAUACCUUGAAGAAAAUUUACCUGAAAAUUUACUACCAAGGGAGCUUCAUCGCAAAAUUGCCUUUGAACAGGAUUUGGCCUAUUUCCUUGGCAAGAAUUGGAAAGAAACCUAUGAACCACGGGAUAGUGUUAAGAAAUAUAUUGUACAUUUACAGGAGGUCAACGCAAAAAAUAAGCUACUGUUAUUUGCGUAUGCUUAUCAAAUGUAUAUGGCUUUAAUGUCCGGUGGCCAAUUAUUGCAAAAGAAGCGAAUGAUUAAGCGAAAACUUUGGUUUGGUCGGCAAGAUGAGGAUGAGGAAGAGGAAAUAAAAUCAUCUAACACUGAUGCAGAUAUCGAUGAUUUAGAGAAUCGUCCGAUGCCUAGACAAGUAACAAUUUGUCCUGAAGGGUGCGCUGCAACAUUUUUCCCAGACAAAAUCUCUGUUCUUAAGAAUAAAUUGCGACAAGUGCUGAAUGAUAAUUAUGGAAAGUUUGACGACGAACUCCGCGCUGAGUUCAUCGAAGAAAGUCGUAAUGUUUUUAUUUACAAUGGAGAAGUUGUACGAUCCAUUAAGGGCGUCAACCGAGCGAACCUACGAAAACUGGCAAUCGUUUUGGUUUUUGUUAUGGGUAUUUAUUUUGCUUUAAAGCUCGCCAAGCGCUAAACAAAAUCGAACUUGAGCAAUCGGUUUAUUAAAUUAGCAAGCCUAUUUGUAAAACUAUUUCCAUAAUCGCAUUCUUGUAGCAACACAGUUAUAAAUUAAUAUACUCAAAAUUAUGUAUGAGAGAUGAACUUAUCUCAAAUAAUAAAAACUUAUUAACCCCAAUAAA
This is a messenger RNA of Ceratitis capitata (Mediterranean fruit fly), 1139 nucleotides long. It is a transcript of the gene Ho, whose product is annotated as heme oxygenase 1. Gene Ontology annotation, molecular function: heme oxygenase (decyclizing) activity. The record is from RefSeq and is a predicted model, not a curated record. Gene Ontology annotation, biological process: heme oxidation. Lineage: Eukaryota; Metazoa; Arthropoda; Insecta; Diptera; Tephritidae. The coding region runs from base 98 to 973 and encodes 291 amino acids. The transcript is spliced from 2 exons.